This is a messenger RNA of Populus nigra (black poplar), 1151 nucleotides long. Its product is annotated as 14-3-3-like protein B. Bases 82 to 846 code for a protein of 254 amino acids. NCBI's taxonomy places the organism in Eukaryota, Viridiplantae, Streptophyta, Magnoliopsida, Malpighiales, Salicaceae. The transcript is spliced from 4 exons. Gene Ontology annotation, cellular component: cytoplasm. The record is from RefSeq and is a predicted model, not a curated record. Gene Ontology annotation, biological process: signal transduction.
AACCAGCCAAAGAAAAACCAUUGUCCUCUCCUCUCCUAGUCCCACUGAAACACAAUCUCUCUCUCUCUCUCUCUGAACAAAAUGGUAACCACCACCACUGUCCCAGACAACCUCACUAGAGACCAAUAUGUGUACCUCGCCAAGCUCGCCGAGCAAGCCGAACGCUACGAGGAGAUGGUCCAGUUCAUGCAAAAGCUGGUCCUUGGCAACACACCUGGCGGUGAACUCAACGUUGAGGAACGCAACCUCCUCUCUGUCGCUUACAAAAACGUGAUCGGCUCACUUCGUGCUGCCUGGAGGAUUGUGUCUUCGAUUGAGCAAAAAGAGGAAGGCAGAAAGAACGAGGAUCAUGUUGUGCUUGUUAAGGAAUAUAGAUCUAAAGUCGAGAGCGAGUUAUCUGAUGUUUGUGCUAGUAUUUUGAGGUUGUUGGACUCGAAUCUCAUACCAUCUGCUACUGCGAGUGAAUCCAAGGUUUUUUAUUUGAAGAUGAAAGGGGAUUAUCAUAGGUAUUUGGCUGAGUUUAAGGUUGGUGAUGAGAGAAAGGCUGCUGCUGAAGAUACUAUGUUGUCUUACAAGGCUGCUCAGGAUAUUGCGGCCGCGGAUCUUGCACCAACACAUCCAAUAAGGCUGGGUUUGGCACUGAAUUUCUCUGUGUUCUACUAUGAGAUUCUCAACCAGUCUGACAAAGCCUGCAGCAUGGCGAAACAGGCAUUUGAGGAAGCUAUUGCUGAGCUAGACACUUUGGGAGAAGAAUCGUACAAGGACAGCACUCUAAUUAUGCAACUCCUAAGGGAUAACCUCACUCUUUGGACAUCAGAUGUCCAGGACCAGUUAGAUGAGCCAUAGAAGGCCUCAUAAGUUCGACCGGUCCUAGUCUUAGUCUUCUUCAGGAGGAGGUGGGCUUUGAAUGUCAUCCAUUUUCCCUGAUUGCAAAGUGUGUUAAUUUGAGAGAAUCGGGCAUCACCCAUUUGACAUGAUGGUUUCUUAUUUAGACUAUUUUUAACUUGCUUUCGAAUUUCAAGCGCGUUGGAAAGGGUAGCAUAUGAUUUGGGUAUAUUUUAAUUAUGUAGCUUUUGUUUUUGUCAUUAUAGGCCACACCGUGUUUGAGUUUGGUUUAAUAGUGUUUUUGGCCUGAAAAAAUAUUACAUUAA